Messenger RNA from Doryrhamphus excisus (bluestripe pipefish), 1293 nucleotides. NCBI's taxonomy places the organism in Eukaryota, Metazoa, Chordata, Actinopteri, Syngnathiformes, Syngnathidae. The record is from RefSeq and is a predicted model, not a curated record.
AUGGUCCACCACCAUAGACCCACAAGGACCGCCAACACUGACCACCAUAGACCCGCAUGGUCCACCAACACUGACCACCAUAGACCCACAUGGUCCACCACCAUAGACCCGCAAGGACCACCAACAUUGACCACCAUAGACCCGCAAGGACCACCAACAAUGACCACCUAUGACCCACAUGACCCGCAAGGACCACCAACAAUGACCACCAUAGACCCGCAUGGUCCACCAACACUGACCACCAUAGACCCGCAUGGUCCACCAGCUAAACCAUCAGGUUUCCAUGCUGGUCUAUGCAGUUUUUCCAUCAGGGCGUUCCUUCAAGUCCCGGCGGACGACGAUUGUUUUGAUACGGUCGUCAUCUGCGCUUAUAAGCAGAACAUAUAUAAGAAGCAGUGUGACCCGCAAGGACCACCAACACUGACCACCAUAGACCCGCAUGGUCCACGAACACUGACCACCAUAGACCCGCAUGGUCCACCAACACUGACCACCAUAGACCCGCAAAGACCACCAACACUGACCGCCAUAGACCCGCAUGGUCCACCAACACUGGCCGUCAUAGACCCGCAAAGACCACCAACACUGACCACCAUAGACCCGCAUGGUCCACCAACACUGACCACCAUAGACCCGCAUGGUCCACCAACACUGACCACCAUAGACCCGCAAAGACAACCAACAUUGACCGCCAUAGACCCGCAAAGACCACCAACACUGACCACCAUAGACCCGCAAGGACCACCAACACUGACCACCAUAGACCCGCAUGGUCCACCAACACUGACCGCCAUAGACCCGCAAAGACCACCAACACUGACCGCCAUAGACCCGCAAGGACCACCAACACUGACCGCCAUAGACCCGCAUGACCCGCAAGGACCACCAACACUGACCACCAUAGACCCGCAAGGUCCACCAACACUGACCACCAUAGACCCACAAGGACCACCAACACUGACCACCAUAGACCCGCAAGGGCCACCAACACUGACCACCAUAGACCCGCAAAGACCACCAACACUGACCACCAUAAACCCGCAUGGUCCACCAACACUGACCACCAUAGACCCGCAAGGACCACCAACACUGACUGCCAUAGACCCGCAAAAACCACCAACACUGACCACCAUAGACCUGCAUGGUCCACCAACACUGAUCACCAUAGACCUGCAUGGUCCACCAACACUGAUCACCAUAGACCCGCAUGGUCCACCAACACUGACCACCAUAGACCCACAAGGACCACUCACACAGUUACUUCCUCUUGGGAAUCCAACUGUUACAAAGUGA